This is a messenger RNA of Pectinophora gossypiella (pink bollworm), 637 nucleotides long. RefSeq lists its product as uncharacterized. NCBI's taxonomy places the organism in Eukaryota, Metazoa, Arthropoda, Insecta, Lepidoptera, Gelechiidae. The record is from RefSeq and is a predicted model, not a curated record. Bases 35 to 565 code for a protein of 176 amino acids. The transcript has 4 exons.
UUAGAAUAAAUUAUUAUUCUAGGAAUUUGUAAAAAUGCAAGAAGUAGUACAAGGUCGAAAAGUGAAGCCUGCACAUUGUUACGGGACAUUGGAUUUACAGAUGGCAUUUUGCUGUCCCAUCCCUCCAUUCUUUGCCAAAGAAAUAGCAUUGGUUUGCGGCGUGCACGCUGGUGUGGUAGAAAAAAAUAUACCGGGAACAAACAUCACUGGUCUGGCGCGAAUCGGGCUCACUUGCGAACAAUGGACCUGUAUUUUGAUGAGAUACCGCAUUUAUACAGCCGAAAAUUUGCAAGAUGAAACCGUAGAUGAAUACAGGAUGUACGAUCAUUUAGACAGAUGGCUGGAACUGAACCCUGAGUUUAAACGAGCUAUUUUCAAAGCAAAAAUUGUGUGCAAAGAAGGUUUAGCGCCACUGAUGCCUUUACAAAUAUGCAUGUUCAAACAAUACAUACAAUGCCUAAGGAACUAUCUAAAACUAGACUGUCCACCAGCCAUUAUGGUUAAAACGAAAAUAUGCCAGAAGCAGAAAGAGUUCUAUGACGAAUGCAGAGAAUUCUUUUAUUAAAAUAAGGGCAAUGAAACAAUAAAUUUUAUGUUUACUCUAAUGAGUGAAUUUAUUCUAAUGUUGAAACCACAU